CUGUGUUGUGCUGAGGCUGAGCUGAAUGAGAUUGAAGAAGAGUUCUUCUUGUUUUGUAGCUUCAGUUUCUCUGUUUUUACUCGUUUAUUUUUUACUCCAACAGCAGAACAAAGUGCGGUUCUGCGGGCAGGAGGCGGCCGGACUCUCGCUCAGCUGUGGCUCCACCGUAGAUCGGCUGCUGGGAGGAAAAUAUUUAAUUAAUCUGGAGGAGGACUGCUGCUGAGGCAGCCAAGAGGGGUGGAGUCCAGUCCCACAGCCAGGUGGCUCUGCUGACGUGAGGAUUCGCAGCAGAUGUCUGGUUGGUGUAUCAAUUCCUAAUAAAUCCAGCAGUCAGUUUCCUGUUUGGCCUGUGAGCUGUUGAUGGCCCUGCACGGCGAGAACGGCGCAGACCUUAAUGCCUUUCCUCUUGUUUCCAGCGGCACUUUAAUGCUUCAGUUGGAUGGUUUUCCUACUGGAGAAGGUGUUCAGGCUGAUCGAACGGCUGGCAGACUGACUGGAUCCAUGAUGGAGCUACAGACGUUACAGGAGGCUCUGAAGGUGGAGAUCCAGAUCCAUCAGAAACUGGUGGCUCAGAUGAAGCAGGACCCGCAGAAUGCAGAUCUGAAGAAGCAGCUCCACGAACUCCAAGCAAAGAUCACAGCGCUCAGCGAGAAGCAGAAAAAGGUGGUGGAGCAGCUGAGGAAGGAGCUGCUGGUGAAGCAGGAACCAGAGGCCAAGCUGCAGCUGCAGGUCCAAGCUGCUCCAAUAGGGGGCGACCUGAAGCCGACCAACCUGCUGCAGAGCCAGCAGCUGCCUGGGGGGCUGCAGCAGACGUUGACGGUCACGCCGGUCCUCACCGCGAAGACGCUGCUGCUCAAAGCCGCCGCCACGCCCGCCCUGCCCGGCGCCAUCCUGUCGCAGCGCCCGCCCACCGUCGCUAUGGUAACCACAGCUAUCACCAAAUCGGACUCGCAGAGCGUCCCCAUCAACCUGCAGGUGGCCAGCAGGCUGACCGGUCAGAGCUCGGAGCCCGUGCGGCUGGUCUCCAAGAACGCCGUGGUGCUGCAGGCCGCCACCACCGCCUCGUCCGCCCAGCCAAUCAAAGUUCCUCAGUUUGUCGCUCCUCCUAGACUGACGCCUCGGCCCACCUUUCAGCCACAGGUCAGACCGAGGCUGGCCACGCCCACCAACGUCCCCAUCGCCCCGGCCCCGCCGCCGCCCAUGAUGGCAGCGCCCCAGCUGCUCCAGAGGCCCGUCAUGUUGGCCACCAAGCUGGCCACCUCGCUGCCCUCGGCCGCUCCUAUCCACCAGGUCCGCAUCGUCAACGGGCAGCCGUGUGGCAAGACGGGCGGCGCCCCUCUGACUGGCAUCGUCAUCACCACGCCCGUCGCUGCCACACCCACACGGCUGGCGAGUCCCGCCCAGGCGCUAACCAACCCGGCCCCUCUCCCUGCUCCCCCGGCUCCAGCGCCGCCCAUCCAGAUCAGCAGCCUGAUCCCUGAGCCCAAGCAGACUGUUAAACUGGAAGCAUCGGAACCGAAAGCUGUGGUCAGCCUGCCGUCCUCCUCCACCCCGCCGCUGUCUCCACCCCCCAGACCCAAAAAGGAGGAGAACCCAGAGAAACUGGCGUUCAUGGUGUCUCUGGGCCUCGUCACACACGACCACCUGGAAGAGAUCCAAAGCAAACGGCAGGAGAGGAAGAGGAGAACGACAGCAAACCCAGUGUACAGCGGAGCCGUGUUCGAGCCGGAGAGGAAAAAGAGCGCAGUGAGUUACCUGAACAGCCCUCUGCACCAGGGAACCCGGAAGAGAGGUCGCCCACCCAAAUUCAGCAGCGUCCCGGAGCUGGGCAGCCUCACCCCGACCUCCCCCUCCAGCCCCGUCCGCCCCCUCCCCCUGCCCAGCCCCGGCUCGGGGGACGGAGACAUCCACGAGGAUUUCUGCACUGUGUGCAGACGCAGUGGCCAGUUGCUCAUGUGCGACACGUGUUCUCGUGUUUAUCACCUGGACUGCCUGGAUCCACCCCUGAAAACCAUUCCUAAAGGCAUGUGGAUCUGUCCAAAAUGCCAAGACCAGAUCCUGAAAAAAGAAGAAGCCAUUCCUUGGCCCGGCACCCUGGCUAUCGUUCAUUCCUACAUCGCCUACAAAGAAGCUAAAGAAGAGGAGAAGCAGAAGCUGAUGAAGUGGAGCUCAGAGCUGAAGCUGGAGCGUGAGCAGCUGGAGCAGAGAGUCAAACAGCUCAGCAGCUCCAUAACGAAGUGCAUGGAGACCAAAAACACCAUCCUGGCUCGGCAGAAGGAGAUGCAGCUUUCCCUGGACAAAGUCAAACAUCUGGUUCGCCUCAUCCAAGCCUUCAACUUCAACCAGGCCCUGGCAGAGACGGAGGGGAAGGACGUUCGGGUGCAGGACGGCGCUCCGGCUGUGCUCGGCUCCCGGGCCGCGGCGGAAGUUAGCUCGGUGGAGAAGCAACUGGUGAGCGUCUCUUUGGUCAGCAGCAAACAGGAGGAGCAGCAGACGGGAGGAGGAGGAGGAGGAGACGCCAACAGCACAGUCGUGACUAGCUGCCCCGGGGCCGGCGGUGCGCUGGGGCCUCACACAGAGACCGCUCCUCGUGUGGAGCCUCACCCCAAGCCUGAGACUGAGGCAGCUCCUGUGGUUCCUGCAGCCGUCGCCACCACCAACGGUACGACGGAGCCGCCGUGCCCCGCCCACAGCCCCGCCGCCACCGCCGCCGCCGCCGAGAACAAGAUGGCUGCCGUGAACCCCGCGGAGACGCCGGCGUCAGCGGCGGCGGCGGAGAAGAAACCGGAGGAGCUCAGCAGCGACGGCGGCAGCAACAACAGCAAAACCUCAGAACCCUCCCAGCAUUCUUUGCCAGCUCUGCUCAGCAGUUUGGACGAUAAAAAGUAACGCUGCGUCUCCGUUGGCUGCAGGAAGUCAAACAUAUAUAUUAAGAAAAAAAAAAAAGAAAGGAGAGAGAAAAAAAAAAAAGACCUUUUGCUUGCACCACACGGUGCCCUGAAGUUGCCAAUCUGUAUAAAUGUUGUUUGUUUGCAUUGUAUCGUCAGACUGUGUCAAUGGUAGAUGUACAGCCCAAGUCACGUGACUCUGGGAAGACCCGGGUCAUCAUGCCAAUUAGUGAUAGACGUCACCGUGGGAACGCUCACAGGAGGAUUCUCUUCAUCAUCACACCGGUGUGUGCCUGUUACAGUGGCCCCUGCGUUCGGUUCAUGGCUCUGAGGAGAACAUGGAGCCCAACAUCUGUCUGGAGGCGGGGGGGUGGGGUGGGGUGGGGUGGGGUGGGGGGGGUGACUGGUCCAAGAAGCAGUGUUGUAAACAUUUGUGUACUGAAAAGGGAACCUGUUCGUGUCCUCGCCCCGUUGCACCUGAAUGGGAACAACGUUUCACAGUCCGACUUCGCCACCGCUCCCCCCGCCGGACGCCGAGCCGUUUUUUUUAAUCCGUUCUGACCCGAAGCCCAUCAGAACCGGCCUCGUCCGACUCGAAGGCUUCAGUUUGACUCAAACUGUCAUCUGAGGUGUGAAACCCUGAUAAAAAAAAACAA
This is a messenger RNA of Fundulus heteroclitus (mummichog), 3544 nucleotides long. RefSeq names its product PHD finger protein 21Ab (gene phf21ab). NCBI's taxonomy places the organism in Eukaryota, Metazoa, Chordata, Actinopteri, Cyprinodontiformes, Fundulidae. Gene Ontology annotation, molecular function: chromatin binding. The record is from RefSeq and is a predicted model, not a curated record. The transcript has 19 exons. The coding region runs from base 361 to 2889 and encodes 842 amino acids. Gene Ontology annotation, cellular component: histone deacetylase complex. Gene Ontology annotation, biological process: negative regulation of transcription by RNA polymerase II.